Molecule: messenger RNA, 279 nt
Organism: Gongylonema pulchrum
Lineage: Eukaryota; Metazoa; Nematoda; Chromadorea; Rhabditida; Gongylonematidae
Source: the annotation of a GenBank genome assembly
AUGGAAAUAGAACGUGAAAGGCGACGAUUACGAGCUCAGAAGAAGGAAAAUCGAAAAAAGGAGUUGGAAGAGGCAAAAGAGGACGAAAAAAAGAAAUGGCUUUCGUUUAAUGCCAAAGCAGCGAAUCGAAGCAUGAAGGGAUUUAAACGACCAAUAGCAUCGGGAUCAGCCCCGGAUGGACCAGCCUGGGGAAUCACUUCACAGACCAGGAUAUCAUCAAGACAGGAUCUCGGUGCUUUCAAAUCCACACAGCGCGGAAAUAUGGAUUCACUGUUUUGA